GGCCGCUGUGACGUCAUGGCAGUCUGCUAUGAGCAGGUCAACAUGGCGGCGGAGGCGAGCAGGCUGAAGCAGCGGAGUCACCGAAACAGCAUCCUGACAGAAGGUGGCUGUGGGUUCGAGUCCAUAUCGUCCAAGAUGAGGCCAGAGGAGAGGGAGGAGGAACUUCUGGAGGAGGAGGCGGAGCAGGAUGUGGAUGUGGGCGUGGCCAGGCCGGUGCAGAUCGUGGUGGCGGAUGAGGAGGAGCACUCGUUCUCGCUGCAGGAGGAGGCUCUGGAGCGGCUGCUGCUGCGGGACGAGCUGCAGGACCUCAACGUGGUGGUCGUCUCUGUGGCCGGGGCGUUCCGCAAGGGCAAGUCCUUCCUGCUGGACUUCAUGCUGCGCUACAUGUACAGCCAGACAUCGGGCAGCUGGAUGGGGGGGCAGGACGAGCCCCUGACCGGCUUCUCGUGGCGGGGCGGCUGCGAGCGCGAGACCACCGGCAUCCUGGCCUGGAGCGACGUGUUCGUGGUGGAGAAACCAGACGGCUGCAAGGUUGCAGUUCUGCUCAUCGACACACAGGGGGCGUUCGACAGCCAGUCCACCAUCAAAGACUGCGCCACGCUGUUCGCCCUGAGCACCAUGACCAGCUCCGUCCAGGUUUACAACCUGUCUCAGAACGUCCAGGAAGACGACCUGCAGCACCUCCAGCUCUUCACUGAGUACGGCAGACUGGCCAUGGAGGAGGUUUAUGAGAAACCCUUUCAGACGCUGAUGUUCCUGAUCAGAGACUGGAGUUAUCCUUACGAGCACCCGUACGGCCUGGAGGGCGGACGGAGGUUCCUGGAGAAACGACUACAGGUGAAGCAGAACCAGCACGAGGAGCUGCAGAACGUCAGGAAGCACAUCCACUCCUGUUUCUCCAACAUCAGCUGCUUCCUGCUGCCGCACCCCGGCCUCAAGGUGGCCACCAACCCGCACUUCGACGGCCGCCUCAAAGACAUCGACGAUGACUUCAAGACGGAGCUGGUGAACCUGGUACCCACGCUGCUGUCUCCAGAGAACCUGGUGGAGAAGGAGAUCGGAGGAGUCAAGGUGACCUGCAGAGACCUGCUGCACUACUUUAAGUCGUACAUGAAGAUCUACCAGGGAGAGGAGCUGCCUCACCCCAAGUCAAUGCUACAGGCAACGGCUGAAGCCAAUAACCUUGCAGCUGUAGCUGGAGCCAAAGAUGUCUACAACAAAAGCAUGGAGCAGGUCUGCGGCGGCGACAAGCCCUACAUGUCUCCGGCGGAGCUGGAGCGCCGCCACGGCGAGCUGCGGCAGGCGUCGGUGCGACACUUCCGCUCCGUCAAGAAGAUGGGCGGCGAGGAGUUCUGCCGGCGCUACCAGGAGCAGCUGGAGGCGGAGCUGGACGAGGCCUACGCCAACUUCACCAAGCACAACGACGGCAAGAACAUCUUCUACGCGGCGCGCACGCCCGCCACGCUCUUCGCCGUCAUGUUCGUCAUGUACGUGGCGUCGCUGGUCACCGGCUUCGUGGGCAUCAGCUCGGUGGCCACGCUCUGCAACCUGGUGAUGGGCGUGGCCCUGGCGGCGCUCUGCACCUGGGCCUACGUCAAGUACUCCGGGGAGUUCCGGGAGGUGGGCGGAGUCAUCGACCAGGUGGCCGAAACCCUCUGGGAACAGAGGACUCCACGAAAGGUGUUUUCCAAACUCUUCGAGGUGGCUCGGAGUCGAGUCCCGUUGGGAAGCCUGAUCCCGGCGCCGCGGCCCCGGCUCGCCUCCAACAACAACGUCAAGAAGAAAAACUAGCAGCGCCGCCGCCGGCCGCCCUCCCUCCCCCCCCUUGCCCCCCCUCCCCGUCGCCGCCCCUCCGCUCGGUUCUCAAACAAACAGACAUUUUUUUAGGCCGGUGAGCCGCCGGACGCCGUCUCCUCCCGACGGCGCCGUAGAUCACGGUCCACGCCGUGCUGGUCGUAGUUUAAAGACUCACCUGUUCAUCUGGAGGAAGCCGAUUCUUCUUUGUUUUCCCUCUUUUUUCCUCUUUUUUUUUUUUUUUUUUUUUUGUCAGUGGGCGGGGUUAAAGUAUUUAUUGGUGGGCGGGGCCAUCACUGUACAUUUUUUAGUUUUACCGCAGGUGUGUUUACCACUUGAAUGACGACUUGACACUGACAGUUCCCAUUUAUGUGAAUGAAGAGCAUGACCACAAAUCCUCCACUCCUCCUCCUCCUCCUCCUCAUUUCCUCCUUCACAGCUCCGCCUCCUUCCUGACUCCGCCCCCUCCCUGUCCGUCUGUCUGUCCGUCUGUCUGUCCUGGUGCUGGUCGGUGUCGGAGGCGGAGGUCAGAACCAAAGUUUACAGCUUUACUCUGCAGGCCGACCGGGGAAUCGCAGGCAGCAAACCGAGCGCACCAAUCAGCUUCACCGCUUCGUCAGCCAAUCAGACGCCGGCUGUUAACGAGCGCAAAGCGGCGGCGGCGUCCGGGCGCCACAGGAAACGAGCCGCAGCGACCCGACGCUCUACAGAAGAUUCCUGAUGUUUCAUUCCGUUAUUCCCCUGCAGUUUCUCGCUCCUCCUCCUCCUCUUCCUCCUUUUUUUUUUUCUUUUGUAAAUUAAAAACACUAAAGUGAGGCUGGAGGCGGAGUCACAUCAUGACAUCACACUGCUGCUCAGCGCUUGGUUUCAGUUGUAGCAUCAUCCACAUGUUUCAGCACAUUUUUUACAUGGUUCUGUUCAGUGUUGGGUGUUUUGAAGCCAAAUCUCUUCCAGAGGCGGUUCAUCUGAAGGAGAGCGACCCUCGGCCCCCCCAAACCCCCCUGCAGCCCCCCCGCCCCCCCGCCGCUCCGGGGAAAUACAACACACUGCAAAAAAAAAAAAAAACACGUAGAACAAAAAGUGAUGAAUCAAAUCUUCUGCCCUAAAAUUUCACCGACAGUUUGACGUUCUGUUGUUAGAUUCACAAAAACCCCAGAUUUUAAAAUUCACUCACAAUUAAAUAAAAAUAUUAUUCUUUAACCUUUAUUAGAAUAUUUACCAUGAAAAUACAGCCGUCUGCUAAUAAACCGUAACCCUGUUUAAUAAAAAAAAAAUGCCCAAAAAUCCUCGACUUUCACUUCCCUGAAAACAGGAAGUACAGUAUGACAUCACAUAUGACAUCAGGUGGGUGCAAAUAAAAAUCCAACCCAUAAGAUAAAACUGAUUCUUGAAAAGCCCCGCCCCCUCACACAACCCAUCAAAAUAAAGCGCUUUUCUUCAUGACAAUUAUUUUCUUAUUUUUUGUAAAUUAUCAAAAUCCGGCCUUUAAAGGUGACGUCAUGUUGAGCCAGUGAAAUUUAAACAAAUAUUUUAAACAAAAACACCAUCAUAGAUUUGUAAACAUCAAACUUUUUUUUCCUCUAACUGAUUUGUUGUUGUUUUUUUUAACACUUUUGAAUUAUUUCCGCCCCCCAACUUCCUGUUCCAGCAGGAAGUUCGUCACAUUCCAGGGUCGGAAGCUCUCAAAGCGCCGAGUCACCGGAACCCGCCGAGAAUAUCCCAGAAACCAUUUGUUAUUUCGGGAUUUUAUUAGAUCAUUAUUAUUAUUUUUUUGCAGUGUUUUGUGGCAGCUGUUCUCCAGUAGGGGGCGUGGUGGCGGCGGCUCGGGGUCGGAGGUCGUCUCUGUGCACUGACUCACGUUUUCUUAAUCGAAUCAUCAUUCCAUCCACAGCGAGAUCACCAACGUGUGCUUUUUGUUUUUGUACAGUUUUAGUUUUCUAAAGCCUCAUCAGACGUAGGGCAUGUGUAUGAAAUAUACAUAUAUAAAUAAAUUUUCUAGACCUUUUUGUAGCUGGAAGAACAACGACGGUGCGGUUGGGUGGUAGGACUCGGUUCAGCUCACUGGAUGUAAAGGAAUGCUUUCGUGAUUUGUGGAUAAUGUCUAAUAAAAUUCCUUUUUUUAUAUAUAUAUAUUUGUAAAUUUAAUCUGACAUGGAGCACUGCAAUCCCACCCCCUGCUGGCAAAGAAUGUUUAUAAUCUUGAUUUUGUCUCUUUCUGUUGCAUUUUAAAGUUAUUUUCGUUAAUUUAUUUUUCAAUACAAUAUUAAACCAAACUCCUACAGC
Molecule: messenger RNA, 4077 nt
Organism: Myripristis murdjan (pinecone soldierfish)
Lineage: Eukaryota; Metazoa; Chordata; Actinopteri; Holocentriformes; Holocentridae
Product: atlastin-2
Exons: 14
Coding region: 16-1791 (591 amino acids)
Molecular function (GO): GTP binding; GTPase activity
Source: RefSeq, a predicted model, not a curated record